Panicum virgatum (switchgrass) is the source of this 2160-nucleotide messenger RNA. Its product is annotated as clp protease adapter protein ClpF, chloroplastic-like. The record is from RefSeq and is a predicted model, not a curated record. Gene Ontology annotation, molecular function: DNA binding. The transcript is spliced from 11 exons. Bases 717 to 1718 code for a protein of 333 amino acids. Lineage: Eukaryota; Viridiplantae; Streptophyta; Magnoliopsida; Poales; Poaceae.
GCAGCCUGCAGGUGAGGCGAGGAGGCUCCGUUGAUCUCUAUCCACAACAACCGUAGCAGCAGCAGAGUCCGCCUCCGCGGCUCCGCCCUAACCAACGAACAGCAGCGCAUGCACUCGGCGGCCACCUCAGACCUCACCGCCCUUUUCCUUCCCCGUUUCGCCGUCGUCGCAUCCGACCGCCGCUCCCCCGCCAUGCGCGGUCUCCGCCAGCAUCGGCGUCGAGCGGGCACCGCGGAUGGCAGCGGCGUGGUGCGGGUGCUGGCCCCUCGCGCUCCGCUGCGGGCCUGCGGCGCCGUCCACCGAACGCUGGCGCAGGCGGGGCUCAUCAAGUCGCCCCAUGCCCCAGCCCCAUUUCAGCCUCCGCCUUUCUCGCGCGCCUGAGCCCGCGCCCGCGCCGGCGUUGUGUCUUCUGUGGCGGAGCGUCCCGACUCCCGUGCACGAAUGGGCAUUGAGACAGGCUUGAUUGCGUGUGACUCUGAACAUAUUGACCAGAAUCUAGAGACACGGGCUAUAAAUAGUUGUUCCGUUUCUAAUAUUUAAGCUCUUUGCUGGAAGUGUAACGUGCUUCAGGUUAAGUUACUCUGUUGAUGUUAUAAUUUCAGUUUGUGCUUUGCCGGAGUUGGAGAUGCCAUCGACCACCUGUGCACUCCAUUGAGCAGGGAUCGAGUUGCCCAAAUUGUGGUGAUUGAAGCUGUCCCAAGUUCCAAGCCUAUACAAUGCAGGGCAUCUCUAUAUGUGGUUCUGUUGCCUCACCCCAUGGAGCAAAUUGCAGAAGGGCUUGUGUUGCAAGGAACAGUCUGAGGCUGCCAUAUGAGAUUAAUGCAGUAAGCCAUGGAGCUUUCUCAUGCCACUGGCGCAUGCAUAAACUCCACAUAAAGAUCAAUGGCAGAAGAAUGAAUGCUACAGUAAGAACUAAUGCUAGAUGGUUGUUUGGAGGAGACGGGCGUAGCAGCGAUGCAAGGCUGGAGCGCAGUGAGUCUGCUAAUGAAGAUAUCUUGAUCUUCUACUUCCAGAUGGAUUUACAGACCCGAAUACAAUAUGCAUUGAAUAUAGAACAAUUUGAUGUGGCAAAACAAUUGAGGGAAAAACUCACUGAGAUUGAAAUGGAGAUAAUUAGGCAACGUGAAGCUAAACGAGGUUCAUCAAAGACUGAAGCUCAAGACAAAGCUCUGAAUCUUUUACGUGUACGUGCAGACUUGCAGAAAGCUAUUGACAGUGAAAACUAUGCUGUGGCAGCUGGUCUGCGUGAUGAAAUCGCCAAACUUGAGGCCGAAUCUCUUGCAGUAUCUGCUAAAGCUCUUGCUUAUCAAAAUGUGAAGUAUGCGUUUCGACUAGGGCAGAAAGUACGUCAUAAUGUACAUGGAUAUAGAGGAGUGAUAUGUGGCAUGGAUCCUGUAUGCUGUGAAUCCAAGUCAUGGAUGGAGACAGCAAAUGUGGAGAAGCUGUCUAAAGGUCCAAAUCAACCAUUUUAUCAGGUCCUGGUUGACGUAUACGUUGAUCCAGAACUACUUGUCGCAUAUGUGGCAGAAGAAAAUCUUUCAGCAGCUGAAGAAUCAGAGAAAGGAAGGUUUGAUCACCCCUACAUUGAAUUUCUAUUCUAUGGUGAGGACACGGCUGGGGACUUCAUCCCUAUCAAACAACUCCGUGAGAAGUAUGACCAGCCACGCUAUGAAGCUUCUGGAGAUGAAAAUGACGACGAUGGCGACACAAGUAGCUGAAGGGCGAGCGCCUUCAUGUAGCUGAAGUUGUUUUGGAACCAUUCUGAUUCACCACCAACCGAGAUGUGAAUUAUUGAGGUAUCUGGUACAACUGCAGAUGGCAUAUGGUAUGCAAUGCAACCAUCGGCGAAAUGCUCAUCAGCUGGGAUGUGCAGUGGAUAAAUUGCAUAUCACCCUUGCAGAUUGGAGGUUGCGCUUUUACAGUUAUAAUCUCAUCAACCAAUGAAACGAUGCUUGAGAUACAUCUGCCUUGCUUAGUUGCUUAUACGUUAUACUGUCGACGGGUGUCAAAGCAAAAAGGGAAAAUAAUCCUUGUCGAUGUUCCGUGUACAGUUCUCCCUCAUCGUCUUAUUUUCUGUACCCUCUUACGGGCAAUUGUGCAUAUGUCAUACUUGCAACUUCAGUUGAGUUUAGAAUAAUUUACGCGAAGGCUUCGUAUGCA